AUGACAGAUAACGCCCCUAUCGAUACCCAACUUACCAAAGAUACCCCUUCUUCCGACGUUGCAUCUUCCCCUGUACCAGCACCAAUCAACCCAUCUGCAUCACCUUCAACCCAGCCUGUCUCCCUUCCUCCAGCUUCAGCCUCUUCAACCGAAGUCAAGUCUCCUACAGAAACAAAGGCUAAAACCAAAUCGAAAGGGAAAGGGAGGAAGACAAAGGCCAGACCAAGACGACGAGUAGCCGACUCUGAGUCGGAACGAGAGGAUGGAGCAGCGAGCGAUGGGAGUUUGACGGAUCCUUCGUCUGCUUCGGAUUCCGAGCCAGAGUCGGAAGAGGAAGAAGAAGAAGACGAGGAGGAAGAAGUAAAAAAGAAGCAAGAUGAGCCUCAACCGAAGGAGGAAACUGGGAAACCACCGGUUGAUACAGAUAAGAGUGGAUCACCUGCCAAGGUGACAGAUAACGCGAAAGGAAAAGGAAAAGGGAAAGUAGGUCCAAAUGGAGUGAAAAGGGAAUAUACAGAGGAGGAAAACAAGCGGUACGAAGAGAUGAAAGCCAGGAGAAAAGAAAAGCAGAAAGCGAAAAGAGCAGAGUUGAAGGAGACGAAGAGGAAAGAAAAGGAAUCAGCGAAAGCCGGCACAGAUGGCAAAGUCAAAAACAAGGAAAUAGAGGCGGAUGAAGAGAAUACCGUUCCGUUAGUCGCUGAUGGAUCACCUCCGUCCCAAUCUCCCGUUCUACCGAAUCAAAAAGGUAGAAGAGGAUCCAAAUCACAGAGACGUCAAUCGGUGGUCGAUGAUGACCCAAAGGUCGUCCCUAGACAAGGUAAAUUUUGGACCCACGAUCAACGGUCUGAUCUCCAACCUCAAUCUCAAGAGGCGUAUUCAGCUCAGGGUGGAAGGGGAUUACCUGAUUGGCGUGGAAGAGGCGGUUUCAGAGGUGGAUUCAGAGGUAGAGGUGGAAGAGGUUUUGCCAAUAACCCUUCAGCGCCAUUUGGUCGUUUCCAACAACAGAAUGGUACAGCCCAGGGACAAGAGUUGACAGCUGAAACACCGGUCGAAUCUGAGAAGGAAGAUGGAGACGAACCUGUGCUGGCUAUGGAUAGGUUGGAGAAAGAAUUGGCUAAAAAGGAAAGAUCUCAAUCUGCCACGACGACGGCACCGACACAGCCUAAAGAGAAGAAAUGGGGUCAUGAAGCGUUUGAACAGAUCCAAACAGAGAAGGAAAAGAAACCUGUUGUCUCCCCUGCAGUUGCGCCAAGAGGUGGAUUUAGGGGUGUACCCAGGGGUAGAGGAAGAGGCUUUGGACCUCGAGGUGGUCAUUUCGGUCAACCUUUCAGACAACCACUCUCUUCACUUCCGUUCCACCCUGCCAACCUCGCAGCAAACGCGGCUGCCGCUGCCAAAUCUGCAUCUUCCGCUUCCGUCACACCAGCUCCUGCCCCUGCAUCCGCUGUCGCUCCCACUUCCGCCUCCACCCCUCUCACUCAGACGAUCGUGCCACUACCGAAAGCGGAGCAGCAAUCAACUCGACCUGAUGCUGACGAUCUACUUGGUGAAUCUUCUCAAGCUGUCACGAUCAAAUUGCCUGGUUCCACAAAUACAGUAGAAGUUGCUGUAUCUCACCCAUCUGAGCAGAACAGCGCUCCUGCUGAAGUUGCUACAGAGUCGGUCACGGCUGCAGUGAGAACACCUGAACUCAAUGCAUCCGGUCAAGCUAUCCUGUAUACCUCGCCCGUUCCUCCACCUCAACCUGUCCCUACCCAGCAAUCUCAAUACCAACCUCAAGUUUCCGCCCCUCCCCCACCGACCUCCAUGUAUCCGAAUGGAAGCGCUCCUUCACCGUUCCAACCUGGUUCCGAGAACGGCUCCAUGAGCAGCGCCGGCAUGAGUCACAGCCAAUUUAUUCCUACCCAUCCUUAUCCACCGCAAAAUUCGCACCUCCAACAAAAUGUGGUGCCUUCACCUUCAGGAUAUAGUAUGGGCUCCGAGUUCGUACCUUCCUCUCGACCUCCUCAAGUCCAUCUUAAUGGUAACAAUGGCCCAUCCAGGCCAUUCUAUCCUCCCGGUGCACCCAGAUCGUAUCCUGCUCAAAAUCAGAACCAAACCCAACGUCCACCUAUCCAACCUUUCUAUCCUUCGCAACCACAAUCUUUCGAAUACGCUCAAUCUCACUCUCAAAGAGGAUCAUUCUCGGGCUCUCAACAGUUUUACCCCGCUCAGCAAGUCCAUGUCAAUGGGUAUAUCGAUGGGAGGGGAUCACCAUACAAUGGAGGUUCACUCUCACCUUAUCCUACAGGUAAUGGUCAGAUGAACUACUUCGCACCUGCUAGACCAAGUCAGAAAAUUCAAAUUAAAUCGCCUUCUGCUUCGACGUCGGGUCAAGCAAAUGACAAGGGAGAUAAUAUUCCUGGUCAACCCACUUUCGCAAGUUUGACUACUACUUCAUCGAAUCACACGGAUAUGGAUAACAUGAUUCAAGGUGGAUAUUAUCCUCAACAUUAUAAUCCUUAUCAAACGCAGGCCGCUAAUGGAUAUGACGAGAGAUAUUAUGGCUUGCAACAACAACAACCUGCAUACGAGAAUUGGCAGAAUGGUCAACAACAGGGAUAUACGGGGUAUGAAGGUGAAUAUGGCUAUUAA
This is a messenger RNA of Kwoniella botswanensis, 2634 nucleotides long. RefSeq lists its product as uncharacterized. The record is from RefSeq and is a predicted model, not a curated record. Gene Ontology annotation, molecular function: mRNA binding. NCBI's taxonomy places the organism in Eukaryota, Fungi, Basidiomycota, Tremellomycetes, Tremellales, Cryptococcaceae. Gene Ontology annotation, biological process: mRNA processing. The coding region runs from base 1 to 2634 and encodes 877 amino acids. The transcript is spliced from 2 exons. Gene Ontology annotation, cellular component: exon-exon junction complex.